UCGGGCUGUCAGAGAAACUGGAGAAGCUCACCAGCCAGCAGCAGCGGCGAGUGUGUGCGUGUGUGUUGGUGUGUGUCUGUAUCCGUGUGUGUGUGUGAGUGAGAGAGUGUGUGACACAGGAUUAAACAUUAUUCAGUAGAUUAAACGCGUCUUCAAGUCGAGAUGCAUCCGGUGAACGUAUCGAUCCCGUCGUUUCGAUCAGAAAACAACUCGAUCGAGAGAGGAUACACGGUCUUUAGAAUUGACGUGCUGAUGAACGGCAGACAACACUCUGUGGAGAAACGCUACAGCGAAUUCCACGCUUUGCAUAAACUGCUGAAGAAGAGCAUCAAACCCCCUGAGAUUCCUUCGAAACACGUUAGAAACUGGGUUCCCAAAGUGGUGGAGCAGAGGAGACAUGGUCUGGAGCUCUACCUGCAGACUAUAAUCAUGGAAAAUGAGGUUAUUCCAAAGAUAUUCCUGGAUUUCCUGAAUAUCCGCCACUAUCCCUCAGUGCCAAAAACAGAGAGCUGCGGGUCAUUCGAUACCGAAUCAGAGGAAUCAAGUAAACUGUCCCAUCAGCCGGUCAUGUUGUUUCUGAGAGACCCCUACCUGCUGCCAUCUGCACACGAUGCAUUUGCGAAUGUUGUGAUCGAAGGUGUGAUCCAUGGAGUCUUCUACCCAGAUCUCCAGCCGAGGUAGAGUCGCAGAGCCGAAUCUGACGACGCAUCCCCACAAAUGGGUGCUCCACAUUAUCACACCAUUUUCGGUGUGUAUCAUCGAGGACGAAACAUGGGAAGGUGCACUGAGCCUCAUCUGUAUUUCCACAAGCAUGUCACAAAAAAAUCCAGAUGUUAAAAAGGGGCCUAACCUCUCAAUAAAUCACACCCACCACAUUUCAACACAGACAAAUUAUGUUAUCCUAGUACUGACCCGUAUUUCAAUGAAUUUGACUGAUUCUUCCUCGAAAAAUUGUUUAAGUUAACAAUUUAUUUCAGCUAUAAAAAGAAGUGUUAAUCCGUAAGGCAGAUUCGUGAGAUUUCUUAAGGAAGCAAAGAGUUUAAUACAAAUGUAGGAUACAAAUGGAAAUAUAACUCAAAGGUUGAUUGAAGUAAGGGAGAAUUGUAUUUUUUUUUAAAGAGUUAAGUUACUAAGCUCCGUCUCUGGGGAACCAGACGAACUGAAGAUUUACCACAGACAGAGGAGUGUUUUUUUUGUCCGGUCAGUUUAAAGCACAGGGCCGGAGAGCGGAGCUGGAUCAUGGCCCGCACACAGGGAGGUUCCCCCUCAUCUCUGCCAGUGAUGUCACCUUUGGAUCUGUUUUUAGCUGCCAAACGGGGCCAGCUGAGGUCGUGCAGGGAGACAGCAGUGUGGGAAUGAUUCGAGCUUUAGUCGGAGGCUGUGGCAGAGAUGCCUGUGUUGACAGAGCUGUUGGUGGUGAACUCUGUGGAGCUACUGGACGAUGUUGCUCACUUUGAUCUGGUGACCAUCUCCAGGUUCAGGGCUCAGAGCCAGUCUCUGUGAAAUGUAUCAGAAGUAUGUGGCACAACCUGCGAGUGAGGAACGACACGUUGAGCUCCAGACGGGCGUCUUUGGAGUUGCAGAAAUUGGAUGUUGACAAAACACUAAUUUGAGGAUUAGGGUGGCGUCCGUGUCUUUGUUACGCCUCCGCGCUUCCUCAGCUUGCUUAUCAUUCUCCCGCUGUGGCUCUGCCCACGUAUAUGAAACACGAGGAAGAGAAGCAGUGAGAUAUGAGCCUUUAAGAACAGCCAUUAAGAACUAAUCACAGGGUUUGAACUGCUGCUGUACACCGCACACAACCUCUCUCCUACUUGUACUAUGAAGAACUGGACGGGUGCUCUGAGAGUGCAUACCUAUCUCGCCAUGUUAAAGACAGUGGGGUGGGGGGCAACCUGGUUUAAUGGAAAUCCAGUCGGUAGUUUUAGUAGAGUUGCAGAAAGAUCAAAAAUGGCGAUGAAACAUUUGGCAGAUGUGAACAUUUUCAUGAAAACCAGCUUCAAUUAGGGAAAAAGUCUCCUGAAAACAGUUCCUAAAGGCCAGUGUCCAACACUAAUACCAGUCAUUUUGCAUUGAAUGUUGAAUUUAUACAUAAUAUAUAUAAGGUCAGUUUUUCAGUGUGGUGAUUAGUCACCCGUUGUGUAAAGGGAUUUGUGUGAUGAUUUAAAAUUGAAACCAGUAGAAACUGUGCAAUAUGAACUAACAAUACACUUGAGAGUUGUUGUUCCCUGUAAAUGAUGAACCUACAGAUCAUCUCCUGUUGUGAACACGCGUGUGGUGAAGCAUUAUGUCGCAUGUUGUCACUUCACAGACCGAGUACUUGUCCGACCAGCCUUCAGUGUUUUCUUAUGUGACUGGACCUCCACUACAGCACAAUGAUAGCUGCAUAUUUAACUGAAAUGAAUCUUGAACUAUUAACCUCAACUAAACCGAUCAUGAUUUUAUGUUUUAAGCAGAUCUAACAGUUUCCUAGACAUCCAUGUUGUGAACUGAUAUAUGUAUUUAUAUUGUGUAAAGUUUGCUCUGAUUCUGUGAAAAGUAUUAUUAAUGUGCCAUAGUGACGACGUACAGUGAACACUGAGCUGUAGCACUUUAAAAUGGGCGACAUGUUAAAAAGACUGACAUCAAUAAAAUUCAUUAUUUCCACAAAA
Molecule: messenger RNA, 2648 nt
Organism: Pleuronectes platessa (European plaice)
Lineage: Eukaryota; Metazoa; Chordata; Actinopteri; Pleuronectiformes; Pleuronectidae
Gene: snx24
Product: sorting nexin 24
Exons: 7
Coding region: 163-681 (172 amino acids)
Molecular function (GO): phosphatidylinositol phosphate binding
Source: RefSeq, a predicted model, not a curated record